Messenger RNA from Zootoca vivipara (common lizard), 2640 nucleotides. NCBI's taxonomy places the organism in Eukaryota, Metazoa, Chordata, Lepidosauria, Squamata, Lacertidae. The record is from RefSeq and is a predicted model, not a curated record.
AUGUCUGGAGCUCAGGAUGGAGAAUAUCUCACUCCAGUUGCCAAGCACAUUCCUGGAUGUGUAGCUUACACCACACCAGGGCUGAACACUGGAGAACCUGCCCCUAUUCUUCACAAAUACUAUCAGUCAGGAGACCUCAUCAUUGCUGGCAUUAUUUCUCAGAUCUACAUAUUUUCAGAAAGCCUAUCCUUUGAAAAACACCCAUCUCAGGAAAUUUCAGAUGACCAUAUGGUGCUGACUCACCUCUACCAGCACAUCCUGGCCUUGGCAUUUGCUGUAAAGGAGAUCAAUGGAACUCCCCAGAUCUUGCCCAACGUCACCCUGGGCUUCCACAUUUAUAACAGCCAUUUCAGCGCAAGCUGGACCAAUGAAGCCUCAAUGGAGCUUCUCUUCAGAAGGACCAGGGUCAUUCCUAACUAUAAAUGUGAUGCUGAGAGCACUCCAAUAGCAGUCAUUGGGGGACCUAAUUCUAAUGUCUGUCUUCACAUGACACCCAUCCUGUCUACCUACAAGAUACCACAACUCAUAUAUGGCUCUUCCCCAGUCAUGAAUAAAAAGUCUCAAGGAGUUUUCUUCCACCAGAUGUUCCCAAAUGGGGACCAUCAAUAUAGAGGAAUUAUCCAGUUAUUGCUGCAUUUCCAGUGGACAUGGAUUGGAGUGGUUUCUCAAGAUAGGGAAAAUACAGAAGGUUUUAUAGAGAAUGUACUUCCAAUGUUUUCCCAGAGUGGCAUCUGCUUUGACUUCAUAGAAACAUUCCCAAAGUUAACAUCUUCCAGUGGUGUCACGGACAUGGUGAAGGAAGGCUUUCACACUAUCAGUGUUAUUAUGGGAAGCACUACCAAUGUUGUGGUUGUACAUGGAGAAAUUCAUUCCAUGAUGGCAUUGAAAAUGGUGCCCCAGGUUUUAAACUUUGAGCAUCAACCAAUGAGGACCAAGGGUAAAGUCUGGUUCAUGACAGCCCAGAUGGACAUCACAUCAUUUCCAUUUCAAAGAAAUUGGGACAUAAGUUUCCUUCAUGGUUCUCUGUCCCUUGCAGUUCACUCAGUGGAUCUGUUAGCUUUCCAGAAGUUCCUUCAGAUCAAGAACCCAAGCGCAGAAAAAGAAGAUGGUUUUAUCAAGGACUUCUGGGAAGAGUCAUUUGAAUGUUCAUUCCCAAGUUCUGUGACAGAUAAUAUAGGUAGGCAAAUUUGCACUGGGGAGGAGAAGAUGGAGGCACUUCCUGUGUCUGUUUUUGAAAUGAGAAUGACUGCCCAUAGCUACAACAUCUACAAUGCAGUCUAUGCAGUGGCACAUGCUUUGCACAUCAGACAUUCAUCCCAAUUCAAGCAGAGGGGAAUGGCAGAGGGAGAAAGAUGGGAGCUUCCAAAUCCACAACCAUGGCAGCUCCAUCACAUUCUCAGAAGUAUUUCGUUUAACAACAGUGCUGGAGAAAAGGUGCACUUUGACGAAAAUGGCAAAUUAAUUGCUGACUUUGACAUUAUAAACUGGCUCAUGUUUCCAAAUCAGUCCUUUCUUAGAGUCAAAAUUGGGAAGAUAGACCCUGUGGGUACCGAGGAAAAAUCGUUCACCAUUCAUGAGGAUGCCAUUGUAUGGCCCAACCAAUUUAACCAGACCAGGCCCAUUUCUAUAUGCAAUGAUCACUGCAGUUCAGGUUACAGUCGGACCAAGAAGGAAGGGAAGCCAUUUUGUUGCUAUGAUUGCUUUCCAUGUCCAGAAGGAAAGAUUUCCAACCAAAAAGACAUGGAUGACUGUUUUCAAUGUCCAGAAGAUCAGUACCCAAACAAUGGUCAGCAUAUAUGUCUUCCAAAAUAUAUAAGCUUCCUAUCUUAUGAUGAACCUUUGGGGAUCAGUUUGGCCACUUUUGCUCUUUUAUUGACAUUCAUUACAGCUUUGGUGCUUAGGAUCUUCAUCAAGCACAAAGAUACUCCCAUCGUGAAAGCCAACAAUUGGACCCUCACCUAUGUUCUCCUCCUAGCCCUCCUUCUCUCCUUCCUUUGUCCUUUGCUCUUCAUUGGCCAGCCCACAAAAAUAACCUGCCUCCUUCAACAAACUGCUUUUGGAGUGAUCUUCUCAGUAGCAGUGUCUUGCAUCUUAGCAAAAACAACUAUAGUGCUUCUAGCUUUCAUGGCUACCAAGCCAGGGUCCAGAAAGAGGAGAUGGGUGGGGAAACAACAAGCCACCUCCAUUGUUCUUUUCUGUUCCCUGAUUCAAGCCAUUCUUUGUAGUUUGUGGCUGGCAACAUCUCCCCCAUUCCCAGAAUUGGAUAUGCAUUCUGUGACUAAAGAAAUUGUACUGGAAUGUAAUGAAGGAUCAGUCGCCAUGUUCUACUGUGUCCUAGGCUUCAUGGGAAUGCUGGCCAUGAUCAGUUUCACUGUGGCUUUCCUAGCUAGGAAGUUACCAGACAGUUUUAAUGAAGCCAAGUUUAUCACCUUCAGCAUGUUGGUUUUUUGCAGUGUGUGGCUGUCCUUUGUUCCAACCUACCUGAGCACCAAGGGAAAGUACAUGGUGGCUGUGGAGAUCUUUUCUAUUUUGGCCUCUAGCUUUGGGUUACUGGGCUGCAUCUUCUUCCCCAAAUGUUAUAUCAUUUUGCUGAGGCCAGAGUUAAACAGCAGGGGACAGCUUACCAUAAGAAAGAGUUAA